Molecule: messenger RNA, 454 nt
Organism: Amoebophrya sp. A120
Lineage: Eukaryota; Dinophyceae; Syndiniales; Amoebophryaceae
Source: the annotation of a GenBank genome assembly
AGCGCCCGCAGAGGGAUGGCGCGAAAGGCGUGGGGCUACGUAUUCCGCCGCGCCGAGCGGCUGCAUUCUUGCGCGGCCGCUACAGGGGUGGCGCCGCGGCGACUGGACCGGAUCGGGGCUGUGUGUUUUGCCGCUGGGGGCUUCGAGCACGACGCCCCCGGUGGGCGAGGGGGGCCGCUUUCCAAAAUAAACGCGCGGAACGGCUAGGCCGGGCGGGAGCAGCAGGCCGGCGCAUUGCGCCCCGAAGGCCGCCCAGCUUGGAGAAGGCGGCGGAGCGUUUUUCCUUUUCUUUCAUUCAACACAGCGACCAGCGUACUCCUUUCGAAAAGCGUCCGUCUUAGCGACGGCCCCCAUUCCGGGGGCCGUCCUGUGCAAAGGCGGGCCGUCGCACCCCGGAGGCGCCCCCUCGCUCGAGGGCCGAGCCGCCGGGGGUUUGGCGCAAAUUCGCCCCGCC